GUGUGCGAUGUUGUCAAUGUACGGAGUGUCUUGUAUCCAACACAGGUGUUGAGGACGCCAGCUGGACCUUGUACCCCGUACCUCGCCCCCGAGAAAAUACCCUCAGAAACUACAGCCAUCAUAACCACGCCACAUUUACCACAGUGCCAGAAAGAAGAAUAGAGAAAGAUAUUCUUUAUGAUACACGCUUUCACGAGAUUGUCCAGUGAAAAUGUGGGCCGACACACUGUUUAUCGUGUUCAUUUCUAUUUGUACAGCACUGUUUGGGGAAGGGCUUACGUGGCUUCUGGUGUACAGAACUGAAAAGUACCAGAAGCUGAAGGCAGAAGUGGAACGUCAAUGUAAACGAUUGGAAAAGAAAAAGGAAGCUCAUGGAGACAGUAUUGACCGACAACAGAAGCGCAAAAUAGAACGCGAGGAAGAACGAUUGAAGAAUAGUAACCGAGACCUAUCUUUGGUUAAGAUGAAGAGCAUGUUUGCUAUUGGCUUUGCAUUUACAGCACUUCUCUCCAUGUUUAAUUCUAUUUUUGAUGGGCGUGUGGUUGCUAAAUUGCCAUUCAUCCCCAUCUCAUGGCUUCAGGGUCUAAGCCACCGUAACCUGCUCGGUGAUGACUAUACAGACUGUUCCUUCAUUUUCCUGUAUAUUCUCUGCACUAUGAGUAUUAGACAGAACAUUCAGAAGCUUCUAGGAUUUGCACCAUCAAGAGCAGCAAAUAAGCACAGCACCAAUUUGUUUGGGCCACAACCACAACAGCUAAGUGGAUACAAAUAGAUGAAAGAGGUUAUCAAGACACCAAUUUCUUCUCCAUCAUCAACCCUUUCAACCUUGAAGCUGUGCCGUGUGUUUCUAACAAGUGGACAAGAAAAUGGGAGUUAAUUUUCAAUUUCUUUUUAGUUCUGAAAAAAAUAUCUUGUCGUAAUGUAUUUGAAAAUAAUACUCAUUGAUAUUCAGUACAUGAAGCAUAAUGGAGUGCUCUUACACAGAGAGUUUGUGCAGUUAUUUAUGCACAUAGGUAAUGGAUACAGUUAUAAAUCUGUUCAAUAAUAGCUAUUUUAAUUAUAAAUAUGGAAAUUGGAUAUGAUACCCAAGCACUAUCAAAACAUUACAAAUUUUUAAAUAUCAUAGUUUUAUUGUUAAGAGUAUUAAUAUCUUUUAUACUAUCUUAAAUUAUGUUCUGUCAUUUACUUUGAAAAAAUCAGUUGGAGCACUGAAAUGACUUGAACCAGUGAUAAGGGUACUCCCCACUAUGCACCUUACCCCUGUACCCAUUGUGGUAUAAGAUAUAUAACCUGGGAUUAUACUGACUCCACAGGAAGUCUGAAGGCUUCUACUGGAGCCAGUCUUAGUUUUACACCCAAUACCCAUAAAUCCUGUAGAUUCAGUGGAAUCCCAGGUUGAAUAAGUUACACCAUGUUGGGGUAUAGGGAUAAGGUGUGUGGCUGGGAGUGCCCUCAUCCCUGGACCAAGUCACCUCGGGUGUUUGAAAUGACUCUCUUAUUACGUUAGUGUGAUAUCUUUGUGUAUCUGAAGCUGGAGCAUAUGGUUGAUGAAUUAAUUUACCCUCCCCCCCCCUCUCCAUACAUUCUGGUGCAUGGGGGUUAUAUGUAAAACUGGGACUGGCUCAGUAGAAGCCUUCAGACUACCUGUGAAUUCAGUGGAAUCCCAGGUUACAUAAUUUUGACCAUGUCAUGGUGCAAGGGGUAAGGUGCGUGAUUGGGAAUACCCUGAUCGCUGGUUCAUGCCAUCUCGGUACUAUAGUUGAUUUUCUCAUUGACAGCUAUCACGCUAGUGUAACUUCUUUGUGUAUUCACUUUAUUAUUUUAUAAUUUGACUUCCAAGAAAUAACUGGGAAUAAUGACUUUGAGUAGGACACAAAACCAAUGACUGCUGCCAGCAACAUCCUGCUGCCUGUAAAUAUGCUAAGGCAAUGCUGCUGCAGGUAGCAGGAUGUUCCUAGCCACUAUAUUCAAUCCUUACUUUAUGAUGACAUAUACUCAAAAUAAAGAGGAGCUAUGAGAAAAAGUUGCAGGUGUUAAAUAUAGCAUAAUUAAUAGCCAAAAAAAAGGUAAUAUGACUGCCUUGUACAAAGUAUGACAAAUUGAUGAAAUUUCUAAGGAGGAAUUUUUAAUCUCUGCAACAUUGAUAAUUUGUGGUUAUAGAUUCAUAUUGAGACAAUAAAGAUGCCAAAAAUGAUUACAAUAAUUAUUUAAAAAAAAGUGGGUGAUAACUAGUGUAAAUUAAGUGUGAAGUGUAUGCCAAAACCAUAUGACAAAGAUUAUAGGACACUUGGGACACCCCAAAUGUAGCUCUCAUCCUGUAACUACACUUAUGUGAUGACACACAUGUGCUUUCACACACCAUGCAUACACGUUAAUGUACAGUUUACACAUGCACCCCGACACCAUACAUUCACUUCUUGUAAGUGGUACCCACACGAAUCUUUUAUGGAGCUUCAAAUCACAACAUUACUUGUAUAAAAAAAGUAUAUAUAUAUAUAUAUAUAUAUAUAUAUAUAUAUAUAUAUAUAUAUAUAUAUAUAUAUAUAUAUUUAUUAUACAUACACUAUGUAUAUUAAAUGUUUGUUUUAUUAAAAUAGGAAUUAAUUUAUUGCAAAUUUUGUGUACAAGUACAGCAAUAUGAUUUGAAGCUCCAUCAAGGUUUCAUGUGGAUUCCUGUAUGUAUGAAUGAAAAAUAUGUAAUGGAUAUCUUUGUUGGAAAAAGUUACUUAUUUUUUGUCUGAUUAAUAUACAUUUAAGUACUUAUUGGUAUUCCCAUAAAGCAGGCAGUGGUUCCCAGUGUAUUAGGUAAUGACAACCACCUCAAACUCCAAAGGUCUGAUUGUGCUGCUCUCCAUAAUAUUUGUAAAUAGAUCCAAAAAUGGCAAAGUAAAUGUGCAUUCAGAUUAUUUAUUGACUUGGUAAAUAUCGUUGCAUUAAAUCUAUUGAAUGUUAAAGUACAGUAACUUAAAUGGCAUGAAUAAUUAUUUGUACUAAUAUGUAGAGCAAAUAAACAUUUAUAUAUAAAA
Procambarus clarkii (red swamp crayfish) is the source of this 3026-nucleotide messenger RNA. RefSeq names its product calcium load-activated calcium channel. Gene Ontology annotation, molecular function: calcium channel activity. Gene Ontology annotation, cellular component: cytoplasm; endoplasmic reticulum membrane; endoplasmic reticulum. Lineage: Eukaryota; Metazoa; Arthropoda; Malacostraca; Decapoda; Cambaridae. Gene Ontology annotation, biological process: endoplasmic reticulum calcium ion homeostasis. The record is from RefSeq and is a predicted model, not a curated record.